Etheostoma cragini (Arkansas darter) is the source of this 1171-nucleotide messenger RNA. RefSeq names its product glutathione S-transferase omega-1-like. The coding region runs from base 145 to 864 and encodes 239 amino acids. The transcript has 6 exons. Gene Ontology annotation, molecular function: glutathione dehydrogenase (ascorbate) activity; glutathione transferase activity. NCBI's taxonomy places the organism in Eukaryota, Metazoa, Chordata, Actinopteri, Perciformes, Percidae. The record is from RefSeq and is a predicted model, not a curated record. Gene Ontology annotation, cellular component: cytoplasm. Gene Ontology annotation, biological process: glutathione metabolic process.
UUGGUUGAUACAUAUCUGACACGCCUACACCGGAAGUGUGAUACACAUUAAAUAAUUCUACCUGUCUUCUCGGUCAUCCACAAACCUUCUCCGUCCGUGCAAAGUCCGUUUUCACACUGAUCUUUAUUCACCACAAUUUUCAACAUGUCUACUGAAAAGUGUUUCGCCAAAGGAAGUGCUGCACCCGGUGCAGUCCCCAACGGCUACAUCAGACUUUACAGCAUGAGAUUCUGCCCCUUCGCCCAGAGGACCAGAUUGGUGUUGAGUGCCAAAGGGAUCAAGCAUGACACCAUCAACAUCAACCUGAAAGACAAACCGGACUGGUUCCUCGAGAAGAAUCCACUUGGUCUUGUCCCAACACUGGAGACACCUGCUGGUGAGGUGAUAUAUGAGUCUCCCAUCACCUGUGACUACCUGGAGGAAGUUUACCCUGAGAAGAAGCUGCUUCCUUCCUCUCCUUUUGGUAAAGCUCAACAGAAGAUGAUGCUGGAGCAAUUUUCCAAGAUAAUACCAUACUUCUACAAGAUCCCAAUGGGGAGAAAGAACGGCGAGGAUGUCUCAGGACUGGAAGCUGAACUGAAAGAGAAGCUUUCCAAAUUAAAUGAGGACCUGGUUAACAAGAAGACCACGUUUUUUGGUGGUGAUUCCAUCACAAUGAUUGACUACAUGAUGUGGCCGUGGUUUGAGAGGCUAGAUGUGUUUGAACUGAAACACUGCCUUGACAGCACACCCGAGCUGAAGAAGUGGACAGAGCGCAUGCUGGAUGACAUGGCUGUCAAAGCCACCAUGCACAGCGUGGAUAACCACAAAGCCUUCUACAAGGCUUACGUUGAGGGGAAACCCAACUACGACUAUGGCCUGUAGAAAAUAAGUGAUCAAACACCUUAAAUCCUCUGAACACCCACACAUGUGUUUUUAGUUAUUCUGGCUGAUUAGACUCUUUUCAGGUUAAAGAUGAGCCGGAGCUUUCAUAGGAACUUAUUAGGUCACAAAUUCUUUCUACCAAUAAGUAUGACAAAAGGUGUAAAUUGUCCUACCCUAACAGAUGCAAUAAUACUAACAGUGUAGUCAGGAAGAUGUCAGUCACUCAGUCUAACCACACAGUCUUGGAAAAAGGUCCAGUCAGCCACAUUAACUACAAACACCUGUGUGGGUGUUAAGGGCCUUUAAA